Molecule: messenger RNA, 1893 nt
Organism: Daucus carota subsp. sativus
Lineage: Eukaryota; Viridiplantae; Streptophyta; Magnoliopsida; Apiales; Apiaceae
Product: serine/threonine-protein kinase BSK1
Exons: 9
Coding region: 158-1669 (503 amino acids)
Biological process (GO): protein phosphorylation; brassinosteroid mediated signaling pathway
Molecular function (GO): protein binding; protein kinase activity; ATP binding
Source: RefSeq, a predicted model, not a curated record
AAACUAUUAUUUUUAUUUCUCCUUUUUUCUCCACCUAUUUGCAAUAAUAAGUUAAUGAAAGUUGUAUGUAUCUAGUUGUACUUGUAUAUUGUAGGCGUUGUUUGGUUAUGUUUUUAAAUUAAGAUUUUCCAUCACCACCGAGUCAACUCACUGAGUCAUGGGUUGCUGCGAGUCAUCUUGUUGGAAGAAACCAGCUCGCCACCGCAAAGACCAGCACCACCAAGUCCAAACGCAGCCUUACUCCUCCAACGGCGCUACCACCACCGCCGCCGGAAUAACCGCCGCCGUCACCGACGGAGGAGUUCCGGCGUUCUCGGAAUUCUCACUCUCCGACUUAAAAGCGGCAACUAAUAACUUCAGCUCUGAGUUUAUCGUCUCCGAAAGCGGCGAAAAGGCCCCAAAUGUUGUGUACAAAGGGCGCUUGCAGAAUCGAAGAUGGAUUGCUAUUAAGAAGUUCAGUAAGAUGGCCUGGCCUGAUCCUAAGCAGUUUGCGGAUGAAGCUUGGGGAGUUGGGAAGCUGAGAUACAAGAGAUUAGCUAAUUUGAUUGGGUAUUGUUGUGAUGGAGAUGAGAGGCUACUUGUUGCUGAGUACAUGCCAAAUGAUACACUUGCUAAGCAUUUAUUUCACUGGGAAACUCAAACUAUUGAAUGGGCUAUGCGCUUAAGAGUUGCGUUUUAUAUUGCUGAUGCUUUAAAUCAUUGUAGUGCUGAAGGACGUCCACUCUAUCACGACUUAAAUGCAUACAGGGUUCUAUUUGACGAGAAUGGUGAUCCAAGGUUAUCGUGUUUUGGCUUUAUGAAAAAUAGCAGAGAUGGCAAAAGUUACAGCACAAACCUGGCUUAUACACCUCCGGAGUACUUAAGAAAUGGGAGGGUCACUCCAGAGAGUGUUAUCUUCAGCUUUGGAACUGUUCUUUUGGAUCUUCUAAGUGGAAAGCAUAUCCCACCUAGCCAUGCACUUGAUAUGAUACGUGGGAAAAACAUUCUCUUGUUGAUGGACUCACAUUUGGAGGGGAACUUUUCGACUGAAGAAGCAACUAUAGUUUUUGAUCUUGCAUCAAGAUGCCUGCAAUAUGAACCAAGGGAACGACCAAAUACCAAGGAUCUCUUUGAAACACUUGAACCCCUGCAAAAUAAAUCUGAUGUUUCAUCUUAUGUUAUGUUAGGCAUUCCAAAACACGAGGAAGCACCUCCUACUCCGCAGCACCCGCUAUCUCCUAUGGGUGAUGCCUGUUCACGGAUGGACCUUACAGCAAUACAUCAGAUUUUAGUGAUGACACACUAUAAAGAUGAUGAAGGAACAAAUGAGUUAUCUUUUCAAGAGUGGACUCAGCAGAUGAGGGAUAUGCUAGAGGCAAGGAAGCGUGGUGACUUGGCAUUUAGAGACAAAGACUUUAGAACUGCCAUUGAUUGUUAUUCUCAGUUUAUUGAUGUGGGAACCAUGGUUUCACCAACUGUCUUUGCCCGGAGAAGCCUCUGCUACCUACUUUGUGAUCAACCUGAUGCAGCACUUCGUGAUGGAAUGCAAGCACAAUGCGUAUACCCAGAUUGGUCUACUGCCUUCUAUGUGCAGGCAGUUGCGCUUGCCAAGCUCAACAUGCAGAAAGACGCAGCUGAUAUGUUGAAUGAGGCUGCUACACUAGAAGAAAAACGGCAACAACGAAGAUGAUUUCAAGGAAUCUACUGGGCUUCAUUAAUAUCUGUAUACAGUUGUAUUAAUUUUGUGGGGAAGAAAGGCACCAGUUAGUAUGUGAUCCAUAUUAAUAAACUACGUAGAAGUAAUUGUAUAAUAAUACCAAGGGCUGAGUAGUUUGGUGGAAAUCCAUAGCUGUACCAUAAGAAAAGUGAAGUUUGUCUCUCUUGCCAUUAAAAUUACUUCAUUCUUUUACCGAA